AUGCAUCGAGCGAGUGCCACGCCGGGGCGAAAUGGUGCGCACCAGGUCUCUACUCCCUUCAUAGGGUAUGGGGAUGAGACUGUGCGACGUGAUCGUGUGCGCAAUGACGAGUUUGAUACACCCGCGCAAGACCGGCAAUGGGACGAAGAGGAAACGGACCGUGACUGGUACCUGCGUGAAGAUGACGGUGGUCUGAUGGGCGAUAUGGAGCACAAUCCAUUUGCACAAUUUGAAGACAUGCCUGGAAAAGUGGCGAAUAAUAUAUCUGUACGGCACGAACGGAUAACGGCGCGCCAGGCAGAGUAUAGAAAAGACACAGAUGCGUGGGAAAGGAACCGAAUGGACGUGAGUGGUGUCGGCGAACGCCGGAUCUUGGACGAGAAUCCAGAUGAAGACGAUGCGGAUCGUGUUCAACUCAUGGUACAUAAGCUCACGCCUCCGUUUCUGGACGGAAAAAUUGUGUAUACUAAACAAACUAUGCCAGUGAGCCCGGUAAAAGAUCCAACGUCGGACCUUGCCGUGUUUGCAAUGAAAGGCAGCCAUCUUGUUAAGGAGCAUCGCGAACGGGCCGAGCGGGCCAAAGCCGCAAGUCGUGUUGCCUCGUUAAAAGGCACGCAGCUUGGCAACAUUAUGGGUGUGAAGGAAGACGAUGAGGAAGGCGCAGACGCGUCCAAGAUUGACCCCGCGAAGGAGCAAGGCAAAGGAGACUCGAAAUUUGCAGUGCACUUGAAAAAGAAACAAGCAGCAUCGCACUUUAGCCAGACCAAGUCGCUCCGUGAGCAGCGCCAAUACCUGCCGGCGUUUGCAAGCCGCGAUGAGCUGAUGAGCGUCAUCCGUGAAAACCAGGUCGUGGUCGUGAUUGGCGAGACAGGGAGUGGAAAAACAACGCAGCUUUCUCAGUUUAUGCACGAGGAUGGGUAUACUAAAUAUGGCCUAAUCGGAUGCACACAGCCACGCCGUGUGGCCGCAAUGAGUGUCGCAAAGCGCGUGAGCGAAGAAAUGGAGACAGAGUUGGGCGGCGUGGUCGGCUAUUCGAUUCGUUUCGAGGAUGUGACAAGCAAGGAUACCAAGAUAAAGUACAUGACGGACGGCAUUAUGCUACGCGAAUCGCUCACGGAGCGUGAUUUGGAUAGCUACUCGGCCAUUAUUCUGGACGAGGCGCACGAGCGGUCUUUGAACACCGAUGUGCUUAUGGGUCUUCUCAAAAAGGUGCUUGCGCGCCGGCGCGACUUGAAACUGAUUGUCACGUCUGCAACCAUGAAUGCAGAAGGCUUUUCGCGCUUUUAUGGGAAUGCGCCAAUUUACACCAUCCCAGGGCGUACGUUCCCCGUCGACGUCCUGUUUAGCAAAUCGCCAUCCGAGGACUAUGUGGACGCUACCGUUAAGCAAAUUCUUGCCAUUCACCUAGGACAAGGAACGGGCGAUAUUCUUGCUUUUAUGACGGGCCAAGAAGAUAUUCAAGUGACGUGCGAGGUCGCGAUGGACCGUCUGAAACAAAUUGACGACGCACCGCCGCUGCUUAUGCUGCCUAUUUAUUCACAAAUGCCAGCCGAUCUGCAGGCACGCAUCUUUGAGCCGGCGGACGAUGGCGAGCGCAAAUGCAUCGUCGCGACCAACAUUGCGGAGACCUCUCUCACCGUGGACGGCAUUAUGUACGUCGUGGACUGUGGAUACAGUAAGUUGAAACUGUACAACCCCCGUGUCGGUAUGGACUCGCUCCAAAUUACGCCAAUCAGCCAGGCGAAUGCAAUGCAGCGUUCUGGGCGAGCAGGGCGGACGGGAAAUGGCACGGCGUAUCGCCUGUACACAGAAUCGGCUUUCAUAAAUGAAAUGUUCCAAAGCACGAUCCCCGAGAUACAGCGCACCAACUUGGCCAACACGGUACUGCUCCUCAAGUCGCUCGGUGUGCGUGACCUGCUUGAAUUCGACUUUAUCGAUCCUCCCCCGCAGGACAAUAUCCUUAACAGCAUGUACCAACUCUGGGUCCUCGGCGCCCUGGACAACUUGGGCAACCUUACACAGCUUGGAAAGCGCAUGAGCGAGUUUCCCAUGGAACCAAGCCUUGCAAAAAUUCUCAUCAUGAGUGUCGAGUACGGAUGCUCUGAAGAAAUGGCGACGAUUGUGAGCAUGCUCAGCGUGCCCAAUGUCUUUUACCGCCCCAAGGAGCGCCAAGAAGAGAGCGACGCCGCGCGCGAAAAGUUUUAUGUUGCAGAAAGCGACCACCUGAGUCUCUUGCACGUCUACACGCAAUGGCGAAAUAAUGGCUGCCGUGACAGCUGGUGCGUACAGCACUUUCUGCACGCAAAGCUCCUCCGUAAAGCGCGCGAGGUUCGUGCGCAAUUGGUGGACAUUAUGAACAGCCAAAAGCUCUUGUUGCGCUCUGCAGGCACCGAAUGGGAUGUCGUGCGCAAGUGCAUUGCUUCCGGCUAUUUCCAGCAGGCCGCACGGGUCAAGGGUGUGGGCGAGUAUGUAAACAUCCGCACGGGCGUGCCGAUGAAUUUGCACCCAACAAGUGCGCUCUAUGGGCUGGGCUAUACGCCAGACUAUGUUGUCUACCACGAGCUGACGCUCACCAGCAAAGAGUACAUGGGCACUGUCACUGCAGUAGACCCAUACUGGCUCGCAGAGCUUGGGGGUGCGUUCUACUCGGUGCGUGAUCAAAAUACAAUGAGCUUCGCAAGCCGUCGCGGCCGCGAUUCGAUGCUUUCGCGCCAGGUCGAGCUUGAGGCGCAGUUCGAGCGCGAUCGUGAACAUGCAGCGCAUGAGGAACAAGAGGCAGAAAGGAAGCGAUGCAAGCUACAGGAUGCUCGUGCACGAGGGUCGACCAACCGCGAUGGGAUUGCAGUGCCAGGCAUGGGCCCACCUAAACGCGGACGGCGAGCAGGAUUUCGGUAG
Molecule: messenger RNA, 2895 nt
Organism: Malassezia vespertilionis
Lineage: Eukaryota; Fungi; Basidiomycota; Malasseziomycetes; Malasseziales; Malasseziaceae
Gene: DHX38
Product: RNA helicase
Exons: 1
Coding region: 1-2895 (964 amino acids)
Biological process (GO): mRNA splicing, via spliceosome
Cellular component (GO): intracellular anatomical structure; spliceosomal complex
Molecular function (GO): RNA binding; ATP binding
Source: RefSeq, a predicted model, not a curated record